AUGGGCAGCGGCACUAGGGAGUGGGGCCGGGCUGAAAGGCGGCGAGCGUUCUUUCCCUUCCUGCUAUCUUUGUUCGGCCUGGUGCUCUCAGAGCAGAUCCGCUACAGGAUUCCCGAGGAAAUGCCCAAGGGUUCGGUGGUGGGCAACCUGGCCAAGGACCUAGGGCUCAGUGUGCAUGAGUUACCGACUCGAAAACUGCGAGUCAGUUCGGAGAAGCCUCACUUCGCAGUGAGCGCAGAGAGUGGAGAGUUACUUGUGAGCAGCAGGCUAGACAGGGAGGAGAUAUGUGGGAAGAAGCCAGCCUGUGCUCUGGAAUUUGAGGCUGUUGCUGAAAAUCCGUUGAACUUUUACCACGUGAAUGUGGAUAUUGAAGAUAUCAAUGACCACACGCCGAAAUUCACACAAAAUGCUUUUGAACUUCAAAUAAGCGAGUCUACAAAGCCUGGCGCAAGAUUUAUUUUAGGAUCUGCCCAUGAUGCAGAUAUUGGUACUAACAGUCUACAGAAUUAUCACCUCAGCCCCAAUGAUUAUUUCUCUCUAGUGAAUAAAGAGAAAUUAGAUGGAAGUAAAUACCCUGAGCUGGUACUGAAGAAGCCUUUAGAUCGGGAAGAACAGAAAUCGUACUACCUGACUUUGACUGCAUUAGACGGUGGGAAUCCACCCCUAAGCAGUACUGCACAGAUAGAGGUCCUUGUAACUGACGCCAAUGAUAACCCUCCAGUUUUCAGCCAAGACAUAUAUAGGGUAAGCCUGAAGGAAAACGUGUCCCCGGGCACUACCGUACUUCGAGUGAUGGCCACUGAUCAGGAUGAGGGUAUCAACGCAGAGAUCACCUUCGCUUUCAGCGAAGCCGACCAGAUUACCCAGUUUGGUGUGGACUCACGUACUGGCGUAAUUACUGUCCUAAGUACGUUAGAUUUUGAAGAAGUCAAAGAUCAUUCCAUGGUUUUGGAAGCAAGGGAUGGUGGGGGAAUGAUUGCGCAAUGUACAGUGGAGAUAGAAGUCCUAGAUGAAAACGACAACAUCCCGGAAGUGAUAUUCCAAUCUCUACCCGACUUAAUUAUGGAGGACACCGAGCUGGGAACAUAUAUUGCUUUGCUCAAAGUUCGUGACAAGGAUUCUGGAGACAAUGGCGAAGUUACCUGUAAAUUAGAAGGCGAUGUUCCAUUUAAAAUACUCCCUUCUUCAAGAAACACCUACAAAUUAGUGACAGAUGGAAUUUUAGACCGAGAGCACACUCCAGAGUACAACAUCACUAUAACAGCCACAGAUAGGGGCAAGCCACAACUUUUCUCUAGCAUAGGCGUCACUUUUCGAAUCGGAGAUGUCAACGACAACACUCCAGUGUUCAACCAGGCCUCUUACGCUGUCCACGUGUCUGAAAACAACCCUCCAGGUUCUUCUAUCACUCAAGUUAGCGCUUCUGAUCCCGACUUGGGGUCAAAUGGCCUAGUGUCUUAUGCCAUCGUGGCCAGUGACCUGGAACCGCGCACUCUGUCGUCCUACGUUUCUGUGAACACACAGAGUGGGGUGGUGUUCGCUCAGCGCGCUUUUGACCACGAGAAACUGCGUGCCUUCGAGCUGACUCUACAGGCACGUGACCAAGGCUCGCCCUCGCUCAGCGCCAACGUAAGCCUGCGUGUGCUGGUGGGUGACCGUAAUGACAAUGCACCUAGGGUGCUAUACCCAACACUGGGACCUGAUGGCUCAGCGCUUUUUGAUACAGUGCCGCGCGCUGCACAGCCGGGUUACCUGGUAACCAAGGUGGUGGCAGUGGAUGCAGACUCGGGACACAAUGCCUGGUUGUCCUACCAUGUGCUACAGGCCACUGAGCCUGGACUUUUUAGCCUAGGGUUUCGAACUGGCGAGGUGCGCACCUCGCGUGCUUUGGGCGACAAGGACGCGGCCCGCCAGCGCCUGUUGGUCGCUGUACGCGAUGGAGGACAGCCACCCCUCUCGGCCACAGCCACGCUGCACAUGAUCUUCGCAGACAGUAUCCAGGAGGCACUGCCAGAGCUCAGUGAUCACCCAACUCUUUCUGACCAGCAGACCGAACUGCAGUUCUAUCUAGUGGUAGCUUUGGCUUUGAUCUCCGUGCUCUUCCUACUGGUGGUGAUUCUGGCCACCGCUCUACGUCUGCGACGCUCCUCCAGCCCCACCACCUGGGACUGCUUUCAGCCUGGUCUUUGUUCAAAAUCUGGACCUGGGGUUCUCCCCAACCAAAAGGAGGAAACUUUGCCCUAUUCCUACAAUCUGUGUGUUGCACAGACUGGAACGACCGAAUUUAAUUUCCUGAAAUGUAGUGAGCAAUUGAAUUCAGGACAAGACAUACUCUGUAAUGAUUCACCUGGAGCUUUAUUUCCACUAUGUAAUCCCAGUGAGUCGACUUCCCAUCCGGUGAGUUUUCUUAAAACAUAA
Messenger RNA from Chrysochloris asiatica (Cape golden mole), 2418 nucleotides. It is a transcript of the gene PCDHGB4, whose product is annotated as protocadherin gamma subfamily B, 4. The transcript has a single exon. Gene Ontology annotation, cellular component: plasma membrane. Gene Ontology annotation, molecular function: calcium ion binding. Gene Ontology annotation, biological process: homophilic cell-cell adhesion. NCBI's taxonomy places the organism in Eukaryota, Metazoa, Chordata, Mammalia, Afrosoricida, Chrysochloridae. The coding region runs from base 1 to 2418 and encodes 805 amino acids. The record is from RefSeq and is a predicted model, not a curated record.